ACUGCCAAUACUGAAAAUCUAUAAUAUAUGUGACAUGAACUAUAUAUUUCCAUUACUGACAGUGAAUAUUCGAACGCAUCUUAGCACAUUGCAAAUGUGAUUCGAUUGACAUCACUGGCUACAAGUUUUGUGAUAGAGGCUAAAAGAACAAACCCAAUGUCAGAAUGUAGCUAUUUCUUAAUAAUUCACUAUUGUUGAACGACUGGCUGUCAAAUAAUCCAAAAACUCUCUCACAUAAUUCGCAUAAAGAACACGUGAUUUGAUAAAAUUUAUCAAUGGCAGCAAUCGAUAAAGUUAAAAUUAUCGUGGUAGGCGACUCAGGUGUUGGUAAAACAUCGCUGACUCACUUAAUAUGUCAACAACAACCUAUUUGCAAUCCUUCUUGGACAAUAGGUUGCUCAGUGGAAGUAAAGCUGCAUGACUAUAAAGAAGGUACGCCGAAUCAGAGAAGAUAUUUCGUCGAGCUUUGGGAUGUUGGUGGCAGUCAAAAUCAUAAAAAUACAAGAUCUGUAUUUUACAAUCCCACAAAUGGCAUAAUAUUAGUCCACGACUUAACAAAUCGUAAAUCACAGCAGAAUCUGCAGAAAUGGCUGGAGGAGGUUUUAAGUAAGGAUGGAAUCUCUUCAAAGUCCAAGUCAUUCGAGGACUUUGAUCCUGAGAAAUUUGUGGGCUCAACGCAGAUUCCAAUUCUAGUCAUUGGUACGAAGCUCGACCUGACCUCUGAAUCUAAUUCUGUAAAAUCCAACAUACACAGACGCUCAGCGACCAUUGCGGAGGAAUGUGGUGCCGACGAAAUAUUUUUGGAUUGUCGUCAGAUAAGAUCUUUAGCAGCAGGCUCGAGUUCAUCUGUGAAGCUCAGUAGAUUCUUUGAUAAAGUUAUUGAAAGACGUUAUUAUUCUUCUAGAGAAGCACUCAGUCCUGACAAACGAAGAUUACCAGUAUACACUUCCUCGCUUUAUCCAAAGUUUUAUCAUAACGACUAAGUAAAUAUGUAAAAUAUGUUAACUCAAGCAGGAUCCUUUAUUUUAUGUUACACGGGAAAAUGAUUUUCUUGUAAUACGAAAUAUGGAAUUGCAUGAGUUAAAUAUUGUAAGGCUAUCGAUCUCGCAUUUCUUAUCCACAUUCCUGAUCUUCCAACGAAAAUAUCUUUAUAAAAUCGAGACAAAAAGACAGAAAAAAGGAAGGAAGAGAAAGACAACUGUGUGUAAAUGCAGCGUAGAUAAAAAUAUAUUAGACUCAA
Pogonomyrmex barbatus (red harvester ant) is the source of this 1240-nucleotide messenger RNA. Its product is annotated as rab-like protein 3. Lineage: Eukaryota; Metazoa; Arthropoda; Insecta; Hymenoptera; Formicidae. Gene Ontology annotation, molecular function: GTP binding; GTPase activity. The record is from RefSeq and is a predicted model, not a curated record.